AUGAAGUACAUAAAACUUUUGUUGUUAUUUAGCAUUUUGCCUAUUGAAAUAUAUGGUUCCACUCACUGGAUGGUCACCGAAGGUGGUCUUAUACAGCCUAGGCUUGAUUCGCCAUUCGAAAUGGCCCGACCAUAUGAUUUACUAGCAUUCCUAAACCAAGACACUCGCUGGGAUAAUAUAAUCAACUUGCACCAUGAUUUAACAAAAAGACAACAGAUUAUAAAGAGCUUGUGGGCGGAACUUGAACGAGAUACUGAUAUUACUAGCUUACUUUCUCAGGAUGAUAAUUGUGUAAAAGCAGGCGAACUGAACUUGAUAGACUGGUAUACUUCAUCCUUAGAGGAUGGUAAAGCCAAGAUUGGCACUGAAGAAUUUUCUUUACACAAUAUAAAUUAUGGAGCCAUCCAUGUGCCUGAUUGCAAAAAGAUUUCUUCUCUGACAUUCAGUAUGUGUGUUUUUGAACAUUUGGAGGGUAUGAUACAAAGAGAGAAUUUAAGUUCUAGCCCAGAGUUGUCUUCACCAGAAGAACUGUCGCCAGAAGUGACUAUGGACCAUUUUGGGGAUUGGUUGGCCGGUGUGCUGAAAGAGAAUAGCUCUUCGUGGCUUCACUAUAACAUGGCAUCUUUAUAUUGGAGGGUUAGAGGAAAUGCGCCGAAGGCCAUGGAAUGUAGCCGCCGAGCUGUGCAUUAUGCACCAAGGGAAUAUAAAGACAUUGCUCUAUUGAGUAUGGGAUUGAUACUACACCGCAGUAAAAUGACCGAAGAUGCUGUUAUAGUGUUAGGAGCUGCGACCGACCAUGACCCUCAAUGUCCCAUAAAUCAUUUUGUAAUGGCCAACGCGCUUGCAGUACUCGGUGAUUUCAAUUCUUCCAUAAAACAUUUUGAUAUGUGUCUCAAGCUGAAUCCCACUUUUGAAUUGGCACAGAAACACAGGUCCGGGGCUAUAUGUCAUAAUUUCCUACUGAAAAAUAUGCAGAUUGUUCGAGAUACGCUAUACAAACUUCGUGACGAGCUCACACAGUACACUCAAAGAGAGGCAUAUUGGCUAAAAUCACAGGUUGCAUUUUUACGUACAAUGAAACAUGCUGAGGAGUAUGACUACAUGGAUGUAGCAAAAAAUUUUGAAAAAAUGACGGAGCUUACCGGUUUGAAUAUAAAGGAUUUAAAAAAAGAGGGUGACAAAUACUCUUUAAUUCAAUACUUUUUGGAUGGACCAACUUACAACGAAAACUGGCUGAAAGAAAAAGGAGUCCACGCCAUAGAGUCUGUUUACAGCCUGCAGACUUUAGUCAAACACAUUGGAAGACAUACUAGCUUGAUUACCGAUUUUGUUGUGCAAGGUGACUAUUUGAAAUUGGAAGAUGAGAAAAUAUUAAAAGAGAUAGGUCCGACACCUACAUUUCCAGAUUUGUUUCCAGAUGUUGUUAAAGGCAAUUCUUUUGUCGAGCCUAAAGAAACAAAGUCUGAGCAAAAACGUAGUGAUAAGAAAACACCACCAGUUGACCAUGAACAAAAUAUGUCUGAGUAUGAUACAGGGAUUAUAUUAUACCCGUCAACAUUAAAAAUAAGCAGAACUACAGAAGACUUUGACAAGGAGGCUGAAUGGCCUUCCAAUAGACUGUGUAAGGAGACUGCGCCAACUUUUCCAGACAAUUUAGAGGCUAUAUAUCAAAUAUUUUUACCUUUCGAGAAUAAGGGAAUAAGACUGAGGUCGCUGUUGACCGACAAGAUAGGUGUCCCAGCUAGCUCGGAACAUGAGUUGCCGUGGCACCCACCAACGUGUCCCAACGAUAAGGACGCUACAGCUUUUACACAGAAGAAAGCGCAGAAACCGCAGUUUGUAAGCGAAGUAAUUGUAACAGACCAUCUUCGACAAAAAUUACUGGAGUACGUGGGCGAUGGUGACGCGAGCUCCGUGAAACACAUGCAAGAUGCUGAGAUCGGACAAAGAAUAUACGCAGCUAUGCAAAUGAAACUGGCUCCGAAAUGGCUUCUCUACACUUUAUCAUCUCUAUACUGGCGCGUGCGCGGCAACAAUGUAAACGCAUUACACUGUAUCAUGACCGCCAGUCGAACAGUAGAGCCUAAGUACAAAGAUAUCGUCCUGGUAUCUCUAGCGUCUACGUACCUGGAGAUGGGGUACUUCGAUGAGGCUUUAGCGGCAGCUGAAGAAGCCUUUAAAUUGAGUCUUUAUGAGCCAGCUACAAACUUCAUACUGUCAGAGUUAAACAUGAUAAAGAAACAUCGCAACACUCAUAUGUUUCACCUCAAGCAAGUAAUACGAGUGGAAGGGAACUUCAUGAAUGGACUCGCCCGCACACUUCUCCACGGGUGGGCCUGCUUGUUCAAACAAGUUAACGUGUUACAGGAACUAGAAUUCAGCGAGAGCGAUAUUUGCACACAGGUAGAACCCGGAAUGAGCAUGGUGUGCGAAAAAGAUGGUAGUAAUUGUCAUUUGACUAAUAUACAAUGCUUCAGUUCACAUGAACGUGAAAGCAGCACUCUGGUCAGAAUGCUAGAACUGAAGGACGAUAACAUCCAGGGCGCGUACGUAGACGACGUGCACGAGCACGUGUUCGAUCACUUGAUGGUCAACAUGGAGACCGAGCGUUCCGACAAGCUGGGCCACCAAGCUCACUUUGAAGCCAUGAUGAAGACUGUCGACAAAACACUCAAAGGCUGUGGAAAUAGGGGAUGCGCAAGUAUCCAACCAGAAGAUUUGGCGUUAAAAGAAGAGGAUUGUACUUACCAACAUUUAGAAUUAGGUUACUGGUUGCAUAUUAUCAGUUUUAGACAGUUGCUUAGUGACGCAGAUCCAAGACUACCGUUAGACAUAUUAUCAAUGACGCCAUCUACCAAAAAGGUACCAGAAUGCCGCUUGGACGUAGAUCCUUCGGAAGACUUCUUUAUCGAACGCUUCACUAAGAUCGACACGGAAGGAUGGGAGCCGGUUCUUAGCUUAAUGCAUCAGUUUGCCGAGAUGUUUAAUUUCUAUGACUAUGUCACGCUUGGUGCUAAAAUUGCAAAAUAUGUAGAAACUUAUAAUAGUGUGCAUAUAAGAAGAGGUAGUGUGCGUAACGAGCGUGUGUCGUACAGCGGCCGAGGUGCUGGGCGGGCGCGGCGGCGGCGGGCUGGUGGUGCGGCGCGGGCGGGGCGCGGCGCGUGCGCGGCGCGCUGCCUUGCCGCCGCGCACCGCCUGGCGCCGCGCGCGCGCCCGCUCCUCGCCGCGCACGCCGCCCGGGCGCUGGCGGCUCUGCUGCACAUACAAUCCAAACAACGAGAUGCUAAAGAAGUGGCUUAUUUAUCUUUUUAUGCCCAGCCGAAGAGUAAAAUAGAAGCAUUUCUAGUUGGUGUAUCACAUAGCUAUUUAGCUGAAUACGAACCGGCCGUGUGGAUGUACCGUUAUGCGCUGACGUUCGACGACAAGUUCCUCCCCGCCAAAGCUUGCCUCCACGCCACCAUGUGUCUGAUGCUGUUCGGUGAAGCCGCUAAAACAAAGCCUAUACAAAACUGA
This is a messenger RNA of Arctia plantaginis, 3513 nucleotides long. NCBI's taxonomy places the organism in Eukaryota, Metazoa, Arthropoda, Insecta, Lepidoptera, Erebidae. The record is from the annotation of a GenBank genome assembly.